GCAGAACCAAUAGCUCUCCCCGCAUCUCUACCUCCUCUCCCUCAUCCUCCUCUCCAUCAUCAGUCCUCCUGCUCUCAGCUGAGGCUCAGCAUCAGCAGCCUCCUCUCCUCCUCUCCUCUCACACACCUCUCAGUGGUCCAGAGUCCAGCAGCCCCAGCAGCAGCACCAGCAGAGCCAGGGCAGACCCACCAUAGAGCAGCAGCCUUCAGCACUGAGGGAUAAGGAUGUGUGCGGGUGUCUCCGGAGCUCCGGCUCCCUCCUCCUGCCGUCCCAGCAGGGCUGCGUGGAGGCUGUCUCCCCUGCUGCUGCUCCUGCUCCUCACGGAGGCCGUCCCCUCUCCCUUCCAGCUGGCCCCGGACACCCCCGCGCCGGCCGAGCCCACCCCCACCCCGGCCCCGGCCCGGCCGGAGCCCUGCGAGGGCCAGCCCUGCCUGAACGGAGGGCUGUGCUCGGCGCUGCCGUCCGGCUGGGAGUACCGCUGCUCCUGCAGCCGCGGCUUCACCGGCCGCAACUGCGAGUUUUUCACAGACCCCUGUGCCAGCAGCCCCUGUCUCCAUGGAAACUGCAGCCGGAGUGAUAGCGGGGAAGACGGGGAGCCGGCCUUCACCUGCGAGUGCUCAGAGGGUUACGAGGGAGAGAGGUGCGAUCAGAUCCUGUUGGACCUGCCGCCUGCUGACUGGGACCCUGCCACCCCCUCUGCUCCCGAACCCGCCACCCCCGUCGGCUCCACGACCACAGCCGCCACUCAGCCACAACAGCCAACCACGUUCCCCUCCACUACAACACCAGAACCUCCCACCCUGCAGCCAUGGCAACCAAAACCUGGGCAGAGGCUGCUGGUAGUGCCAUGGGAGGCAGACAGAGUGACUGAGGGUCUGCACUGUGUGAGCCCCGAGCUUUGUGAGCUGACAUCAGGAACUCUGACUCUGUCCCUGGAGGUGCCUGAGGAGACAGCAGUCAAGGUGGUGGUGAAUGCCAGUGGAGCUCCGGUGCUGUGGCGUGUGAGUGAAGAGGGUUUCCUCCGCUCCUCCAUCCUGAACGGCACUACCAUGUGGUUUCUGCAGGCCCACGAUGGACUGGUGGUGCCGGACCACCUGCUGCCCCUGGGACAGAACUACUUCCUCAGUGUGAUGCGAGUGGGUGCCCCCACGGCCCCUGAAGUCAUCCUGCGUCUCAACCUGACGGUGAAGGCCAGCAGCUGCGUGGAACCUGGCAGCAGCUUCAGUGACCCCCAGUGCUCUGGGAAAGGCAAAUGCAUCACACAGCCCUCCGAGAGUACUUUUUUCUGCGAGUGUGACGACAGCUACACUGGAAUAUUCUGCGAAGAAUUUGAUGCCUGCCAUCGCCGUCCGUGCCGCAAUAAUGGGACCUGCACUGACGUCAGACAAGGCGGGGAAGGACACAACUUCACCUGCACCUGCCAGCCAGGUUAUGAAGGGGAGCGCUGCCAGCUGCUGGUUGACCACUGUCUCUCCCAGCCUUGCAAGAACGGAGCCAGCUGUUUCAGCAGCCUGGCGGGCCCCAGGUGCUACUGUCCCGAAGGUUACCAAGGUGCUGCAUGUGAGCAGAAGGUGGACCCGUGUGCCUCCAGCCCCUGCCAUAACAACGGCACAUGCUACACCCAGGGCCCGAGUCCCUUGGGCUUUGGCUGUAGCUGCACAGCGGGCUUCACGGGCCCCACAUGUGGUCAGCUGGUGGACUUCUGUGCCCUGAACCCCUGUGCCCACGGCGUGUGCCGCAGUGUGGGCAACAGUUACAGGUGUCUGUGCGUGCCAGGUUACCAUGGCUUGUACUGUGAGGAGGAGUACAACGAGUGUCUGUCUGCACCCUGCCAGAACUAUGCCACCUGUAGGGAUCUCAUCAAUGCCUAUGAAUGUGUCUGCACGCCACAGUUCGAAGGCAGACACUGUGAGAUAUACAAGGAUCCAUGUCUGAAGCUGCACUGUCAGAAUGGAGGCCGCUGUGAGAGCGCCGGACUUAACGCCUCAUGUAUCUGUCAAAGUGGAUACCUGGGGGAGAGGUGCGAGGUCGACAUUAAUGAGUGCGAGAGCAACCCAUGCCAUCACGGAGGUACCUGCAUCGACCAGUCCAAUGGCUUCACCUGUCACUGUCCACCUGGGUGGGUGGGCCCCAGCUGUGAGAUCCACCUGCAGUGGAAGCCAGCACACACCGAAGACACCCUGACCAACAUGCCCCGCCACUCCCUCUACAUCAUCAUCGGAGCUCUGUGUGUGGCUUUUGUCCUCAUGCUCAUCAUCCUCAUUGUGGGCAUCUGCCGCAUCAGCCGCAUUGAGUACCAGGGUUCGUCACGCCAUGCCUACCAGGAGUUUUACAACUGCCGUAGCAUCGACAGCGAGUUCAGCAAUGCUAUAGCCUCCAUCCGCCAUGCCAGAUUUGGGAAGAAGCCCAGGCCUGCCAUGUAUGAAGCCACCCCCAUCGCCUAUGAGGACUACAGUCCUGACGACAAGCCUUUGGUUACCCUCAUUAAGACAAAAGAUUUGUAAAACACAGCCAUCUCACAUCACCACAAGCUGUAUACGUCAGCACUUGUGCACAUACGCAAACAAACACAUAUGUAGAGCCGGAAUAGACAUAAACGUGUUUCCUAAGAAAAAAUAAUAUAACAGCAAAACAAAAUUGAAUGUAAAGAGGAAAUAUUAUGCUGUAGUUUAAAAGAAACAUGUGAAAUUUGAUAAAUCUAUUUUCUUGUCAAAGUCAAUGAUAAGGCUUUAUUGUAGCAUAACAGCAUAGUUUGCAUUAACUAAGUUAUAGAUGAUGAACAACACUUGGCAGUAACCUCUGCUGUACAAUAGAGUGGUGACUUUAGUCUGCACCAGACUGUGUGUCUGUCUGCAGACGGUGUCAGCAGCCCAGUGUGAGUGCGGCAUACAACUCUGAAAACAGUCCCCAGAGGUGUUGUAGAAAUAGAUGCACCUCACACGGUGGAUUCACUACCUUUUUCUAUAUUUAAAGAAAAAAGUCCACAUCUGCGGUAGGUUGCCUUACUUUGUGCAUGGUUAGAUUUGAUGUUCUCUCUGCAAUAUUUUAAAAUCAUUUAUAUUUGGUUGUUGGUUUGUUUCCUUUGCUGCAGUUGUAUUCUUCUCUGUUGAGAUUGUGCCAAAUGUUUUCUUUGAGUAUGUUGUGGUUCAUAGAUAAAAUACACACCUGUACCUGGGAAAAAAGUAGUCACAAAGCUUUUCUUUUUAUAAUACCCACAGUAUUGUCCUGUUCUAUACAUGCAAGUUUCUUAGUGGUGUAUGAAUAGUAAAGAAAGUGGGUUUACUGAAGUACCGUGACCCUACCAACCUACUGUAUGUAUUUCAGUGAUAUUUAGGAUAAUAGAUAGGUAUGUUUCUCACCACACAGAAAAAUAGUCAGAUUUUACUCAGUGUACAAAUUCCCCUCCAGUACCAACAGUGUUGAAUUUCUAGAUGAAAGUGUUUUUACGCUGAUGGCCUCUCCGAGUCUGAUGGCUUUAGGGUGGACAAAAAGGAGGAGGAGGAAAAUAACUUUUACGAGACAAGGAUAUAUACUCCAGGAUAUACUGUAUGUGCUUCUGUGUUCUGCCAGUGGAAAACUUUCUGUGCGGCUAUGUCGUUCCCAUCAGUUAAGCAAUGUUAUGAUGAUAGACUCAGCUAAUCCUGCAUUUUUUUCCUCUCCUUUUAAUCAGAGCAACAACAUGAUCAUGUAUUAUCUAUGUUGAAACAUGUAAACAAUAAAGAAUCAAG
This is a messenger RNA of Cololabis saira (Pacific saury), 3728 nucleotides long. RefSeq names its product delta/notch-like EGF repeat containing (gene dner). Gene Ontology annotation, biological process: heterophilic cell-cell adhesion; establishment or maintenance of epithelial cell apical/basal polarity. Lineage: Eukaryota; Metazoa; Chordata; Actinopteri; Beloniformes; Belonidae. The record is from RefSeq and is a predicted model, not a curated record. Gene Ontology annotation, cellular component: protein-containing complex; plasma membrane. The coding region runs from base 225 to 2504 and encodes 759 amino acids. Gene Ontology annotation, molecular function: calcium ion binding. The transcript is spliced from 13 exons.